AUGGGGAAAAUGGAGAUUGAGAGGAAAACAACAGGCUGGGCUGCGAGAGACCCAUCUGGGUUACUCUCUCCUUACACGUACACUCUCAGAGAGACGGGAGCAGAGGAUGUACAGAUCAGAAUCAUAUGCUGUGGAAUCUGCCAUACCGAUCUUCAUCAAACCAAAAACGAUCUUGGCAUGUCUAAUUACCCCAUGGUUCCUGGGCACGAGGUUGUAGGGGAAGUGUUGGAGGUGGGAUCAGAUGUGAGCAAGUUCACCGUUGGGGACAUAGUUGGAGUUGGUUGUCUUGUCGGAUGUUGCGGAGGUUGUAGCCCCUGCGAGAGAGAUCUUGAGCAGUAUUGUCCUAAGAAGAUCUGGAGUUACAACGAUGUCUACAUCGAUGGUCAACCCACACAAGGUGGCUUCGCUAGAGCCACCGUCGUUCACCAAAAGUUUGUGGUGAAGAUUCCAGAAGGAAUGGCGGUUGAGCAGGCUGCGCCGCUACUGUGCGCCGGAGUGACGGUGUACAGUCCACUGAGCCACUUUGGACUGAAGAAACCAGGCCUAAGAGGAGGCAUACUAGGGUUAGGUGGAGUUGGUCACAUGGGUGUGAAGAUAGCCAAAGCAAUGGGUCACCAUGUGACUGUCAUAAGCUCGUCAAACAAGAAGAAAGAAGAGGCUUUGAAAGAUCUUGGAGCCGAUGAUUACGUUAUCGGAUCCGACCAAGCAAAGAUGAACGAAUUGGCGGAUUCAAUGGAUUACAUAAUCGACACUGUCCCUGUCCAUCAUGCACUUGAGCCUUAUUUGUCUCUGCUUAGGCUUGAUGGGAAGCUCAUUCUCAUGGGAGUCAUCAGCAAUCCUAUGCAGUUUCUCACUCCUAUGGUUAUGCUUGGGAGGAAAGUGAUAACGGGGAGCUUCAUAGGGAGCAUGAAGGAAACAGAGGAGAUGCUUGAGUUCUGUAAAGAAAAGGGUUUGAGUUCGAUCAUCGAAGUUGUGAAGAUGGAUUAUGUCAAUACUGCGCUUGAGAGACUCGAGAAGAACGAUGUGCGUUACAGGUUCGUGGUUGAUGUGGAAGGAAGCAAACUCGAGGCGUGA
This is a messenger RNA of Microthlaspi erraticum, 1074 nucleotides long. The record is from the annotation of a GenBank genome assembly. Lineage: Eukaryota; Viridiplantae; Streptophyta; Magnoliopsida; Brassicales; Brassicaceae.